AUGAGUGCAGCAGACGAUGCAAAAAACCGGGCUUCAGAAGCCGAGUCAUCGACACAUCCAAAAACGGCGGAUGCACCUCCGGGUCAGCCGGAAAAAAUUCUGCCGAUUGCCUCUUUUUUAAGUGCCAACAAUCAGCCAGAAGCUGAGGACGCUGUUCGUGAGCAAGGGAAGACCAUAAAGCGAGAUCCAAGAGCUAUUUCUCGAGAAAAUCGCCGGAAAGUAUCGAUCAAAGCAUGUGAAAUCAACUGGGGCCCAGCUGAUCGUGUUGAAUGUGGUCCAAACUUUGAAAACUCGGGCAUGGUGAUGGAGUUCGACCAAAUUUUUCUGAAUAAGUGGGGUUCCGUGAAGAACUACGUGAGGAAUAUGAUCUUUCAUACUCCUGUGGAAUGCAUAGGUUGGCUGAAAGCAGAGGAAUAUCAUUGGGGCGGUUGGAUUUUCUAUGCUUAUCAACAAAGUCACAAAUUUAUGGAGUUCCUGGGUCGGUGUCAUUUGCACUGGAGUAAAUACGAAUGCACCCAGGAGAUUGCAGUUCUGAUCAUUAUUCACACGCUGCAUAUAAUUGUCUAUGAAAAAAAUCGUCACAAUCACAAGUGCCCAUUUGGCAAAUAG
Gongylonema pulchrum is the source of this 609-nucleotide messenger RNA. The record is from the annotation of a GenBank genome assembly. NCBI's taxonomy places the organism in Eukaryota, Metazoa, Nematoda, Chromadorea, Rhabditida, Gongylonematidae.